UGAGAAUCGAUUUUGAAUCCUAACCCUGGCCAUCUGCGUUAUUUACCUCAUUGAUAACUAAAUACUUUUUUUUUUUAAACACGUGUAGUAUUCAUAAAGUAUACCGACGAUUCUCCGUACUCUUUAAAUAGCAAAUUAUUUAAAAAUUGUAACUAAGUACCCGGCACAAUGAAGAUAAAAAAGAAGCAAAAUAAAAUUACUACGAAUGCAGAAACUCUCGUGCAGCCAAGUGACAAAGAAGUUUCACAACCGGCAAAAAAAAUUAAAAUGAAGAAACAAACUGAUGAUUCUAGUGGAUUAUCUUCGAUCAAGAAGAAUAAAAAUAAAAAGAAGAAAAAAAAUAAGAAUUCAUCUAAGAUUCAAAAAGAUAAAAUCGAUCCACAGACGAAUGGAGUUUCACUAAUCGAAAGUGUAGAUCUCGAUGUAUCGGAAGACGUUAUGCCGAAAGAAAAGAAGAGAAGUGCCGAGAGCUUAGAAAAUUCUGUAGAUAAAAUAGAGAAAACCGCGAAAAAAAUUAAGCUGGAUAAUAAAAUCGAUAAAUCGAAUGAGGUUCCGUCGAGUUCACAAAAUAAAAAAAUAGCAAAAAGCGAAACAGAACCAAAAAAUAUAUCUUUCAGUGUAGAAGAAUUAGAAGAAAAAAUUAAAGCGAUUUCUAGUAGAGAAAAUAUUUCGAAAACCGCGAAAAGAAAUUUGGCUGCAUUGAAAAAAAAGUUGAAAGUAAAACAAGAAUUUCUUGCAUCGUCACCAUCAGUUACGUCAACCGUCAGUGUAACAGAAAAAUUAAAUACUGAAAAAAAUCCGCAGGAAACUUGCGAUGAUAAAGAAAAAGAUUUGGAAGAAAGUGAAACUCAGAAUCUAGAAGUUGAAAAAAAAUUGAUGGCCGAUAAACGAAAAGAAAAAAAUCGCGUCAAUAAAAAAUCGAAGAAUUUAAAUAAUGAUGGAAAGAACACGAAAGAAGAAAGUGAUUUUGAUGAUGAUAAUGAUGGCAGUAGUAAUAAAAAGCAAAAAAAACUAGAUAAUUUCAAUACUUCAAGUGAUUCCAAAGAUUUUGAUGAAGAAGAGACAGAAGAUACGAAUGAGAAACAAAAAGUGAGUAAAAAAAAAAAAAAUGAAACCCGAACAUCGAAUUUUGUGAAGAAGGAAAUGGAUGAAAUUAAAAAAUUAGGGCAUGAAAAAGACGGAACAGAAGGAAAUGAAUUAAACAGCAGCAUUCAGAAAAAAGAAAAUGCAAAGGAGACUAAAAAAAAAACGCGAUACGUUCUUUUUGUUGGAAAUAUUCCUUAUUCAACAUGCGUUGAUGAUGUUAAAAAUCACUUUCUUACUAAAGUUAGUAAAGUUAUAAGUGUGAGGAUUCCUACUGCUAAACAAACACAUAGUCCUCGGGGAAUAGCUUACGUAGAAUUUAGUGAUAGCACUGAUUAUGAGAAAGGAUUGUCGUUACAUCACUCUAUUUUAAAUGGCCGAAGAAUAAAUGUUCAGUACACUCAGAGUGGUUCUAAAAAUGCUGGAAAAAAAUCGGAAAUAGUAUCGAAAAAUAAAAAGUUACAUGCUCUUCGCAGACAAGGAAAACUGGCUGGUAGUGUUAAACAUUCACAGAAACGUAACAAGAAAAAUUUUAAAAAAAGCCAGACAACUUAAUGCAAAAUUAAAUUUCUAUUGAUAAAAUAAUUUUAAAAAAAACUUGUUAUCAUCGAAGAAUCUACACAGUAAAAAAUAUUGUGUUAAAAUCAACAUAAUUUGUGUGUUAAAAACGGUCCACACAAUACUUGUGUUAUUCUUUAACACAGACUAUUUUUGUUAAAUUUCGACACUAAAUUUAUGUUAGAUUUCGAAAUAAAAUUCGGAUAUGAAGAGAAGUCAAUUUAGUACUUUUUAAAUUUCAGUGGAGACACGAAAAAAUGUUGAUUCUUACAUUUUAUUUUUGUACCACAGACAUUAAUUAAAUAUAAUUUAUACAUUAUUUUGAGGUUUUCAAAAGUGAUAAUUACUAUUUAAUACUUUAAUAUUUUUUAUAGUAAAUAAUGUUUUGAUGUCAAAAUUAAAAAAGAAAAUAACGUAAUAUUUUGUACCAGUUGUAAAUCAAUUGAUUUCUUUUACAAAAACAAAAACACAUUUUCAUUUAGCGAACAAAACAAUUUUUACACGGAGAAAAAAAUAUAGUAAAAAUUACAAUAUUGCAGUAAAAUUUACUGGUUAGCAGUUAUAACAUAAGAAGAUAUUGAAAAUUAUUAUACCUAAUGUAUUUUUUGCUAACACGAUUAUAUUUUUUUACUAUCUGUAAUCUUUAUAUUAGUCGAUUCAAAUUGUUUUAAAUCAUUUCAAAUUGUUUCGAAUCAUUUUAAAUUAUUUUUCUUAACCACACUGAUAAAAAAUUUAGAUUGAUUUCUGAAGAGAACCGAUAAUCUUGCUUCAAGAAAUUCUUGUCUUGAUUUAGAUUUUCUUGGCUCUAAAGACUUUAUGUCUUCGAUAGAUAACUCUCGUGUUUUGACCCGAAACUAUAUUAUCUUUAAUCGAUACUAUUGAAUUCUUCAAGCAAGACCACUUGUCUUCGACUAAAAAUAUCGUAUUAUUAUUUUAAGAACCAUGGAGACUAUUCUAGUCUCCAUGUUAAGAACUUUCAAUUUUUGGUUCAAGUAAUAAUUCCUUUAUGGAAGAUGUUUUUGAAGUAAUGAAAAUAAAAAAUUUUAUUUUAAUAAAUUUCUGCUCUCUAAACAUGAAUUAGUAGAAAUUUCAUUAAUUACGUGAGUGAAGCAGUAUUCACUUCGUAAUCAGUGUAUUUAAAUAACAAAUUAGUGAAUUCUCGCUAAUAAAUUUAGUACUAUAAUUUUCACUAGCAGAUUAGUGAUUUUCACUACUGAACUAGCGAUAUUUUCAUAAUUUCUACAAGUAAAACUGUUAUUCACUUCUUAAUUCAUGAAUUUCACAAUUUUACUAGUAACUUUAACUAGCAAAUAAUUC
Messenger RNA from Microplitis mediator, 2958 nucleotides. RefSeq lists its product as uncharacterized. Gene Ontology annotation, molecular function: RNA binding. The record is from RefSeq and is a predicted model, not a curated record. The coding region runs from base 169 to 1638 and encodes 489 amino acids. Lineage: Eukaryota; Metazoa; Arthropoda; Insecta; Hymenoptera; Braconidae. The transcript has 4 exons.